UGCGGGUACUGCCGGACUGACUCGGGGUCGCGGUUUUUCGCCCUGCGCGCACGCACUCUGUCAUGCAGCGAUUACCAGCUGCUGGUGGAUCGCGGCUGGCGGCGGUCCGGCUCGCUCCUGUACCUGACCGAUAUGAGCGACUCGUGCUGCCCGUACUACACAAUCCGCACGCGUGCACUGGAGUUCCAGCCCAGUAGUUCGGAUAGGAAAUUAGCACGGCGCUGGCGCAAUUACCUUGGUGUGCCCGUAGCCGACAAUCCGGACCGGAUGAUGUUCCGUGGCGGGCAGUUGCACUCACUGGAUGUGCGACUGGGGCCGGCCGAGUUCAGCGAAGAGAAAUACUGCGUGUUUGAGAAAUACCAGACCCAGGUGCAUCACGAGACGGAUACGACGCGGGCGGGGUUCCGCCGGUUCCUGUGCAACUCGCCACUGGAAAACAAGGAGCGGAUGGGGUCGUUCCACCAGUGCUACUAUAUUGACGGGCGGCUGAUGGGUGUGGGCGUGCUGGAUGUGCUGCCAAAGUGCAUCUCGUCGGUGUAUUUCUUCUACGACCCGGCGUUUGCGCACCUGUCGCCGGGCACGUACAGUGCGAUGCGCGAGCUCAUGCUGGCCAAGCAAAUGCACAUGCAUAUGCCGACGCUCCAGUACUACUAUAUGGGCUAUUUUAUCCCGUCGUGUCCAAAGAUGGCAUACAAGAAACACUGGCGGCCAGCAGAGCUCCUAGAUGUGACCACAUUCAAGUGGUUCCCCAUGGAAGACUGUCUGAGGCGCAUCGCCCAGCAU
This is a messenger RNA of Linderina pennispora, 783 nucleotides long. RefSeq lists its product as uncharacterized. Gene Ontology annotation, biological process: protein arginylation. Lineage: Eukaryota; Fungi; Kickxellomycota; Kickxellomycetes; Kickxellales; Kickxellaceae. The record is from RefSeq and is a predicted model, not a curated record. Gene Ontology annotation, molecular function: arginyl-tRNA--protein transferase activity. The annotation marks the transcript as partial. The transcript has a single exon. Gene Ontology annotation, cellular component: cytoplasm.